GUUCGUUGUCUGCAUCGACAUCAACCUUGAGGGCAUUAUUGUAAUUCAUCCCUCCAUCAUCUUCUCGCAUGCAUUUUGCAGUGGUGCAGCCAAUCUACGCUCCUGCACUCUGCAAAGUGUCUCCAAGAAAGCCUUCACAAACACACGACUCUGUUUCAUACCUUCAAAGAAGCUUUUGAUUUAGAUCAACAACAUUAACAUCAUCUUCACUCUUGGAAUCCUUGAAUAACUUUAAACUUUUUCUUCUUGAUUUUUCACACAAAAACACAGUCAGAGUGUGUGUGAUUCUUGGAAGCUCUUUCACUUGUUCAUGGUGUUCUUGUGUUGUCCUAGCCAUGAACCUAAAGAAACUUGUGUCACUCUUAGAUCUCAUUCCAAAUUGUGCAUCUCCACGAAAGAAGGUAGUUUCUGGAUUUGGGUUAGGGUUCGUUUCAUUUUUCAUUUUCUUAUUUAUGUUAUUUUCUAAUUUUUCUUUCAUAAGCCCAAUUUCAAAUAAACUUUUCUUCCAAGGGUUUACCAUCAGUAACAAUACUUCUCUUAUCGCUUGGUCUAUCUCUUUUAGUAGUACAUCCUCUCUCAAUUCCACUUAUUCUUCUUCAACAACAGCAAUUUUUGUUGAUAAUGCCACACGAAUAGCCCAAAACCCUAAAAUCUUGGUUACCGAGAAUAGGACUGAAUCAAAUAGUUCUAACGUGGAUAUCAGUCUUAAAUUGCUCGGUUUUGAUGAUAAAGCGAAUACCCAUUUGGGAAAUUUCACCGAUAACGUAAAAAAUGUAAGCUUUCAUGGAAUUUCUGCAAAAAUUAUUGAAUUUGAGGAUACCCAUUUGAUAAAUGGAACCUUUAGUAGUGCAAUUGCUCAAGAAAACGCAGAUACGAGUGUUAAAUCAGAUGGUUUAGAUCUAAAUUUGACUUCAAGAAACACGAGCGACGACAAAGGUGAUGGGAUUUCGAAGAAAGUGGGGUUUGUGGACGCUGAUACUGGUACGAAUUCUCAUAUUUUGAGGAGUUACAGUGGAUCUUUUAAAGAAUGCGACAUAUUUGAUGGAAGAUGGGUGAAAGAUGAUAGUAAACCAUAUUAUCCGGCGGGUUCUUGCCCUUAUGUAGACAGAGAUUUUAAUUGCCAUCUUAAUCAUCGGCCAGAUGAUGACUUUGUAAAAUGGAGGUGGCAGCCAUUUGGAUGCGAAAUACCAAGUUUGAAUGCAACUGAUUUUUUGGAAAGACUGAGAGGGAAGAAAUUGGUUUUUGUUGGAGACUCUUUAAAUAGGAACAUGUGGGAGUCACUUGUUUGCAUACUUCGACAUUCUCUCAAGAACAAAAACAGGGUGUAUGAGAUAUCAGGAAAAAGUGAAUUCAAGAAAAAAGGAAUUUAUGCCUUCAGAUUUGAGGAUUACAACUGCACUGUGGAUUUUGUGGGUUCUCCAUUUCUAGUGAGAGAAUCGUCUUUCAAAGGUAGACAUGGUUCUUUUGAAACUCUAAGAUUGGAUUUAAUGGAUCGGACAACUUCAAUGUAUCAUGAUGCUGAUGUUUUGAUCUUCAACACCGGACAUUGGUGGACUCAUGACAAAACUUCUCGGGGGGAAGAUUAUUACCAAGAAGGCAACCAUGUUUACCCAAGACUCAAGGCUCUGGAUGCGUACACCAGGGCUCUUUCUACAUGGGCAAGAUGGGUAGAUAAGAACAUCGACACCCAAAAAACACUAGUUCUCUUUAGAGGCUAUUCACUAACUCAUUUUAGGGGAGGGCAGUGGAAUUCUGGAGGACAAUGUCACAAAGAAACCCAACCAAUCUUCAAUACAAGUCAUCUAACAAAAUACCCAUCAAAAAUGCGAUCUGUUGAGAAUGUGGUGCGAAUGAUGAAGACUCCUGUGAUAUAUCUCAAUAUUAGCAGGCUUACAGAUUACAGAAAAGAUGGUCACCCAUCAAUUUACAGACGGAUGUACACCAAGUCUUUGUCUCCAGAGCAACAAAUGGCUGCAGAGCAAUCACAAGAUUGCAGCCAUUGGUGUUUGCCAGGUGUACCAGACACUUGGAACGAGUUGUUAUAUGCAUCUUUGUUGAAGCUUGGAACAGGGUCUUGGGAAACCUGAAAUUUAGUGUAGAUAUUAAUUGUAACAAGUUUCGGUUUUUAUUUGUGUUUGGAAGAUUGAGAGAAUUAGGAGUUGUAUGUUAUCAGGUGUGUGGUUUUUUAGUGAGAGUUUGGAUUCUAUUUUUCUGUUCGUCCUAACAAAAUAUAUCUUGUAUUUCUUUCUUGAGGG
This is a messenger RNA of Lactuca virosa, 2255 nucleotides long. The record is from the annotation of a GenBank genome assembly. NCBI's taxonomy places the organism in Eukaryota, Viridiplantae, Streptophyta, Magnoliopsida, Asterales, Asteraceae.